This is a messenger RNA of Prosopis cineraria, 2169 nucleotides long. RefSeq names its product plant UBX domain-containing protein 8-like. NCBI's taxonomy places the organism in Eukaryota, Viridiplantae, Streptophyta, Magnoliopsida, Fabales, Fabaceae. The coding region runs from base 234 to 1886 and encodes 550 amino acids. The transcript is spliced from 12 exons. Gene Ontology annotation, molecular function: ubiquitin binding. The record is from RefSeq and is a predicted model, not a curated record.
CUUGUCCGGCAAGUCUCUGAGGGAAUCCAUGGCGUAUGAGAUUGGAGAAGUUCAGCUAUUUCCAUCGCAAGUAUUUAACCCCCAAAAUGCCCAUUUCAAAUAUAUUUCACCCAGUUAUCUCUCACUUUUUCUGAAGCGCGACUAGGAAAUUCUAUAUUAAAGAGAAUUCAAAGAAGCAACAGUUAACCUUGCAGCUCAAAUUCUGUUUCAACUUCCAAACCAAUCAGAUUCCAAUGGCAAGGCCUAAUCAGGAAGCAAUUGAGACGUUCAUGAACAUCACGGGCUUAUCUGAAGCAAUCGCAGUGCAGAAGCUCGAGGAGCACGAUGGUGAUCUUAGUGAAGCUAUCAAUGCACAUUUUAAUGAAGGAGACAGAAAUUUGGCAACUAGCUCUCAUGGCACGUCUGUUGCUGUUCCCCAAGAUGAUUUCAUGGAUACAGAUGAACACCUUUAUCGUCAACAUGAAAGUUCUCUAUCACACUUAUCUUCAGCAGGAAAUCACAAUCCCUCUUCUCUUCUUGGUCCAACUGUUGGUCAAAGUGAAUUUGAUGCCCUUUCCGAUCCAUCAAACCAGUCACAAUUUGUUUCUCCUCAAGCUGGCCUUGCUCCAAUCACUGAAGAUGUCACUGGAACUGUUAAUGCUCAUGGCCCAGAUACUCAUGGGACUGUGAUCACUGAUGCUGGUGGAAGUGCUCGACCUUGUGCUCCUUCAGAUGAAAAUCUGCCAGAUUAUAGUGAUGACACAGAAGAACAAAUGAUUCGUGCUGCCAUUGAGGCUUCUAAACAGGAGGUUGCGGAAAAGUACUCAGAUUACAAAAUUGGCGGACAAAUUCUUCCACUUGUGCAGGAUUUAAGUGAAUCUGGACUUCAGCAAAGGCACUCUCACUUGGAGGAUCUUGAACUUGCCCAUGCAAUUUCAUUAUCCCUUAAGUCAGCUGAACAAGAAAAAGCACAGCGCUUGCAAGGAGAUGUUGGAGAACCAAUAGUGGGGCCACCUAAGUCAUCUGAGGUGGAACUUGUGAAAAUAGCAGCAUCAAAUGGAAGGUUGCAGGCAGGGAGUUCAUUCUUCCAAGAUGAAGCUGAAGAUGUAGAGGAGCAGCCUCUAAUUCGGAACAGGUCUAGACCUGUAUGUUUGGGCUCCACAGAUUUUGCUAAAAACACCGAUGUCAUUGAGACCAGCACACUGUCAAGCUUAGGAAAUCAUGAUAACAGUAAAAAUCCUCAGCAUAACAGAAAUGCCAUCCACGAGGAGGUGUGGGGUGGCAUGUCUUCCGAGGAGCAUGAUGAAGCAGUAAUGCUCGAGGCUGCAAUGUUUGGUGGAAUCCCUGAAGGGAGUAGUUAUGGCUUUCCAAAUGAAUUCGUGCAGAAUAGGGUUUCCAAUCCAUUUCCUGCACCUCGCCUACCUUCACCAUCACUCACAGCUCAGCGCUUGAUAAGGGAACAGCAGGAUGAUGAAUAUCUCGCAUCAUUACAAGCUGACAAAGAAAAAGAAUUAAGGGCUGCUGAGGAAGCUGAGGCUGCCUGUGAAGAGGAAAGGAGGAAAGAGGAAGAAUCACACAAGAAAUUACAAGAGGAAAAGGAAUUGGAAAGACAGUUAGCUGCAAAAGAAGCUGCUCUGCCACCAGAACCAUCCUCAGACGAUGAGGGUGCUGUGACCUUGCUAGUGAGAAUGCCAGAUGGAAGCCGUCGUGGACGUCAAUUUCUUAGAUCUGACAACCUGCAGUCUCUUUUUGACUUCAUAGAUAUUGGUAGGGUGGUGAAACCUGGAACUUACAGAUUGGUGAAACCAUAUCCUCGACAUGCAUUUACUGAUGGAGAAAGUGCGUUGACACUGAGUGAACUUGGUCUAACAAGCAAGCAAGAAGCCUUGUUUCUGGAGUUAAUCUAAUGACCAGACUCCAGAUUUCUAGAAAGCAAUGCAAUGAAGUUUGUUAAAAUACAAAUUAAAACCCACACCAAUUUGAUUUGGGUUUGUACUAUUUGGAUGAAAUUACCUGUAUAUCUUCAGCUAUUCAAAAUCAACCUCCAAGUACAAAACCAACGCGGUUCUUACAGAAAAUGGCUAAUUCUUCGUGGGGGAUGCUUUGUAUGGUAUACGAAUACAGUGGCAUGGGAUUGAGAUACAAGUCAUCAUUGUUAUAGUUCAGGAAAUUGCAAAAUCUUUUCUCUUC